CCGCACACCGGCAACGCGCAGCCGCACACACCACCUUCUAAACCAAGCCAGCAGCCAGGCAUGUCGCGCCUCCUCGCCCUCCUCCUCCUCUUCUGCGCGGCCGCCGCGGCCGCGCCCCUGCCCGGGUUCAGGGAGGCGCCGCACUUCACCAACUCCGCCUCCGCGCGCUGCCCGGCGCCGCUAGGCGCGAACGCGGACGGGGACGCGGACGCCGCAUGCUCGCCGCGCGCGGCCGUGCACGUGGCGAUGACGCUGGACGCGUCCUACCUGCGGGGCACCAUGGCCGCGGUGCUCUCCGUGCUGCGCCACGCAUCCUGCCCGGAGUCCGUCCACUUCCACUUCCUCGCCUCCGCCGGGUCGCCCGCGAGGACGGCGGAGCUGGUGGCCGCCGUGCGCGCGUCGUUCCCGUCGCUGGCGUUCCGGGCGUACCCGUUCGACGAGUCGCGCGUGGCGGGCCGCAUCUCGGCGUCCGUCCGCGGCGCGCUCGACCGCCCGCUCAACUACGCGCGCUCCUACCUCGCCGCCACGCUGCCGCCGUGCGUGCGCCGCGUCGUGUACCUCGACUCGGACGUCGUGCUCACCGACGACGUCGCGCAGCUCGCCGCCACGCCGCUCCCGGAGGGCGCGGCCGUAGCCGCGCCCGAGUACUGCGGGGCCAACUUCACCGCCUACUUCACGCCGGGGUUCUGGGCCAGCCCGGCGCUCUCCCGGACAUUCCGCGGCCGCCGCGCCUGCUACUUCAACACGGGCGUCAUGGUGCUCGAUCUCCCCCGGUGGCGGGCGGCGGGGUACACGGCGCAGAUCGAGGGGUGGAUGGAGCUGCAACGGCGGGUGCGCAUCUACGACCUCGGCUCGCUGCCGCCCUUCCUCCUCGUGUUCGCCGGCCGGAUAGCCGCCGUCGACCACCGAUGGAACCAGCACGGCCUUGGCGGCGACAACUACCGCGGCCUAUGCCGCGGCCUGCACGCCGGGCCGGUCAGCCUGCUGCACUGGAGCGGCAAGGGCAAGCCGUGGGACCGGCUCGACGCCGGCCGGCCGUGCCCGCUCGACGCCGUCUGGGCAAAGUACGACUUGCUCCGGCCGGACACCGGGAUCGACAGCUUGUGAUGAUGAUCGCGUUCCAUCGAGCGCCAAUCUUUUUUGAUCGGAUUGAUUUGAUUAGGAGAUAGAUCAUCAGUUCAGCUCAGCUCCUUCUUUUGUUGAUUCUUGUUGUCAACUUUCCUUAUUAAUUAGAGUGUUUGUGCAAGCUGAAACAAGUGUACAUACUAGUGUUUACACCAACAAUUAACGGAAAUUGACGACUUAAAUA
Molecule: messenger RNA, 1309 nt
Organism: Hordeum vulgare subsp. vulgare (domesticated barley)
Lineage: Eukaryota; Viridiplantae; Streptophyta; Magnoliopsida; Poales; Poaceae
Product: probable galacturonosyltransferase-like 1
Exons: 1
Coding region: 61-1107 (348 amino acids)
Cellular component (GO): Golgi apparatus
Molecular function (GO): glycosyltransferase activity
Source: RefSeq, a predicted model, not a curated record